Messenger RNA from Tetranychus urticae (two-spotted spider mite), 1893 nucleotides. RefSeq lists its product as uncharacterized. The record is from RefSeq and is a predicted model, not a curated record. NCBI's taxonomy places the organism in Eukaryota, Metazoa, Arthropoda, Arachnida, Trombidiformes, Tetranychidae.
AAUAUCAAUUGGUCAGCCCAGUUUUUUACGGUAAAUUUUGUUUUUCUUUUCUUUCUCUUUCUUUCCUCGCUUUUAUUAUAAUUUUAAUAUUAUGCAUAAUAUUGGACAUUUGGUAAAAUCGUUUUAUAGUUCGGCCUUUUUCGGCUCUUCUGUAUUUUAUAUAAAAAAAGAGGAAUCGAAGUUGAUGUUAAGUCAUUUGUAAAUUGUUCAUUGGCUGGAAAAGUUGAAGUCAUAUUUUUUCGUGCAAAUUUAGUUUUUCUUCAAAUUAACCAUGUUUAAAAUUUUACUGGUUUUACCCUUAUUGGGAAUGACUUUGGCUGAUUACGGGCCACCACCAGCUCCUUAUCAUCCACCUUCACCACAUGCAUAUUCACCCAAAUACGAGCCAACUUAUCCUCGAUCAGAUCCUUAUAAACCAGCAACUUACAAGCCAUACAAAGCUCGUGAACCAGAAGCUUUUGGAUACUCUCAUGAAUACUCUCAUGAUGUUGAUCUCCCAAAAACUUAUGCUCCAAGACCAUACAAGCACGACUACAAACCAGACUACAAACCAGACUAUAAGCCAGACUAUCAACCCGAAUAUCAACCCGAAUACAGACCAGCAUAUAAACCAGAGUACAAGCCAGAGUACAAGCCAGAGUACAAGCCAGAGUACAAACCAGAAUACAAACCAGAAUACAAGCCCGCUUACAAGCCAGAAUAUAAACCAGAGUAUAAACCAGAGUAUAAACCAGAAUACAAACCAGAAUAUAAACCUGCUUACAAGCCAGAACAUAAACCCGAAUAUAACUCAGAGUACAAGCAGCCUUACAACUACGGAUACCAAGUUGAUGACGGAUAUGGAAAUGUCCGACAUCAAGAAGAGAAAGGAGAUGAUUAUGGAAACAAAAAGGGUUCAUACGGAUACACCGAUGCUUAUGGAGUAUACCGGGUUGUCGAUUAUGUUGCUGAUGAAUACGGUUUCAGAGCAACUAUCAAGACUAAUGAGCCUGGAGUAGUUAAGAAGCAACCUGCUGGUGUUAGUCUUGAAGUUAACGAGCCACCAAAGGGACUUCCAGCUCAUUACAAGCCUGACUACAAGCCUGACUACAAACCUGACUACAAGCCAGAAUACAAGCCAGAAUAUAAGCCAGAAUACAAACCUGACUACAAACCCGAAUACAAGCCUGAGUACAAGCCUGAAUACAAACCUGAAUACCAACCAGAAUACCGACCAGCCUACAAACCAGAAUACAAACCACAACAUGCUGAAUACAAGUCACCAAGUUACCGACCAGCAUAUGAACCAAAGACUGUUGAACAUUACCCAGUCGACUCAUACAAACCAGCCAGCUACCCUAAAUCACAUUAUUACCCAACCAGUCAUUACACUGGUACAUAUGGACCUUCAUAUGGUGCAGUCCAGUACCGUCCAUCAAGCUACAAACCUCAAUAUGUUAAAGAGCCUUACACUCCAGCACACAACUACAAGCCAGUGCCAACCUAUCAACCACUUCCAACUUACAAGGAACAUCAAUCAUAUCGACCAGCAAAGGUUCACUACGCUGAAGAAGAUCAUUACUGAUCUAAAUUUUUAGAAAAUGAUUUUAAUUCAAUAUUCAUUAUGAAAUGAGAUGAAAAAAAUUAAUCUAUUUUAAGCCAAAAAAAUUGCAUUUUCAUAAAUAUUAUUGGAAUGGAAAGGUAAAGCAACGAAAUGGGCGAUUGUAAAAAUUUGAAGCUCAUUUGAUGCAAUCGAUUCAAAACGGGCUCAUUUUGCAUCGCUAAUUUCCCCUUUCUUAGUCUUCCCGUUCCCUCAUCAUAAUCAUAUUCAAAUAUUUUUUAUACUUGUUAUUAAUUGUAAAUCGAAUGCAAUAAAAUCAAUGCUUUUCAGCAAGUAAUAAGUUAAUAUCAAAA